CUCUCAAAUACUGAAAAUUAGAUUUCUAAGACUAAAGAUGCCUCACACUUCAGUCUUCAUCGUGCUUUUCUGCACUAUGUUUUUCUAUAACUUUACAGUGUCGCAGUCAAAGUUCGGCAGUCUCGAAAGAAUGCUCAAUCUUGUAAAAUCCAAAUUAAUAAUGCUGGAAGGUAAAGUGGAUCAAAAAGUUCGAACAUUUCAAGAUGGAUUAGGAAAAGAAAAACAACACAUUAGAAAUAAGCUGAAUUUGUUUGAAGUUAUGAAACGCCAGCAAGCAAAGGCGAUCUCAGAGUUUGAAGAAAAGUCAGAUAAGAGACUGACUGACAUAGAAAAAGAAGUUUCUGUGAGAAAAGAAUUUAUUGAUCGAAAAGUUAUAGAUAUGAACAAUAAAACUGCAUGGAUAACAAAAAGUAUGAACGACAAUAUGGACAUUGUCAACACUUCACAGAAUGCUUUAAAACAUGAAGUUGAGGAACUGAAAGAGAAACUUGAAAAUGUUGAUGAAACAAUAAAAAAACUUGAGAUGAAAACAGCUCAUCUACCUUGCCCUGAUGGAUGGGUGGCAUACAAACGAAAUUGCUACUUGGUUGGCAGUGAACAAUUAACGUUCAAGAAGGCCCAUGAUUUCUGUACUGAGCAAGAGGCACACCUUGUGCGUAUUGAAGACUCUUUGGAGAAUGAUUUUCUGAAACAUAUGCUAAAAAAAUUGAAAGUGCACUAUGCAUGGAUUGGUUUGACUGACCAGAGAGAUGAAGGUAUUUGGCGGUGGUAUGGUACGGACGAUCGUGCAACUUUCUUUGACUGGGGGCCUGGAGAGCCAAAUAAUGAUAAAAAUAAUGAAGACUGUGUUGCCAUAAGGACUUGGAACGCCCUUGAUUGGAACGACUUUGACUGCAAUAAAAUGGUCAUCAGCAGACCCUUAUGCGAGAAAUAAAGAAACUACUGUUUGACAACGUUACAUUCAUAUGCUAUGUUAUUUUGCAAUAUUCGCUGUAAAUUUUGGCUGCUAUUUGCAUGUUAAAGGUACAACACAUAAGUUAAUUGUUUAUAGUAUAUAUAGUAUAAAAGAAAUGUAACUGACGAAAAACCUAUACAAUGGAAGAUUAUUCUAUGACUAUUCACUCCGUUGUGUUCACGUUUUUAUUCAAAGUUUGCAAUAAACUUUCUAUUUAAAAGGAGUUAAGAGAUGAACUUUAUUUUGUAGUAAUUAUUGUUGCAUCCAGAAUAAAGAGAAAGAAAUGACUUAGUACCUAACAUUGCUGACUUUUGACAGUCUAUUACUCAAUUUCGAAAGAAAUUGAAUUGUUGGUAAAAAUUAGUCAUUUAUUCCACAACGUAUAGUUGAAGUAUAUUAUCUAACACAUUACAAAGUAUGAAAUAUUGAAUGCAACAACACUUGUGCAGUAGUAAAUGCCAGCUCUUAUAUAAAUAUAUAUCUGUAUUAUACAUUGAAUAGUAAUAAAACAACAGUAUUAAACAA
Messenger RNA from Mercenaria mercenaria, 1480 nucleotides. Its product is annotated as CD209 antigen-like protein 2. The transcript is spliced from 3 exons. NCBI's taxonomy places the organism in Eukaryota, Metazoa, Mollusca, Bivalvia, Venerida, Veneridae. The record is from RefSeq and is a predicted model, not a curated record. The coding region runs from base 38 to 934 and encodes 298 amino acids.